UAUUUCAUAGGUUAACUGUUGCGUUUGGUGACUAGUCAGAUCUGUGUUUGCUGUUGUUAGUUUGUUGUUAAAAGCUUCCACCAGUUCGCCCAGAUUUACUCCGUAAAAGCAGCGAUGGCAAGUCAAGUCAAGAGCGAUGAAUCCGGGACUGUGGAGAAGGACAGCGCUGCUGCGGGACAGACAGUCAGAGAGAACAUGACAGAAACUGAUAGCUAUAAUCGAAGUGUGUUCAGUCCGGAUCCUGAUGAGGAGUAUAAGAUGAACCACAAGAAGAGAGGAAUGGCUCUGAUCUUUAACCAUGAUCAUUUUUACUGGCAGCUCAGGUUGAACAUCCGCUCUGGCACAGAGGCAGACAAGCAGAACCUUGUUGGAAGAUUUCAAGAGCUGGGUUUUGAAGUGAAAACUUAUAAUGAUUACAAGCGGGAAGAAAUUUUGUCCAUAAUCAGAGAAGCUGCUGCUGCUAACCAUGUAGAUGCAGACUGUUUUGUCUGUGUCUUUUUAAGUCACGGGGAAAACGGUCACGUCUAUGCCUACGAUGGGCAGAUUGAAAUUAAAGAAAUCACUGAUUUGUUCAAGGGGGAUAAAUGCCGUAGCCUUGUAGGUAAACCCAAGAUCUUUAUCUUGCAGGCUUGUCGUGGUGACAAACAUGAUGACCCUGUGACACCAAUGGAUGCAGUGGACAGUCAGAUGGACAACGAAGUGGUCGUAGAUGUGGGGUCGCUCUGCACCCUUCCAGCAGGAGCAGAUUUCAUUAUGUGCUACUCAGUAGCUGAAGGAUAUUACUCUCAUCGUGAGACGGUAAGAGGCUCGUGGUACAUCCAGGAUCUGUGUGAAGUCCUGGGGCGUUACGGGUCAACACUGGAGUUCACUGAUAUCCUGACGCUUGUUAACAGGAAGGUCGCCUACCGCAGUGUAGAAAACUCCAAGGAUCGAUCUGCUAUAGGCAAAAAACAGGUGCCUUGCUUUGCGUCCAUGCUUACUAAGAAGCUGUUUUUCAAGCCUAAGAAGGGACAUUAGUGUUAGGGCUGUACUGCAGGUAAAAAUUCAGUGAUUAUAUAAUUUUAUUUGACUUCAUUUUGGGCUCUUAUAUAUAUGUUGUUUUCAAAAUGGAAACUAUGCAGGUUUGCAUGUUUUAGCCUGGAGGGUAGACAAGCUCAGCGUUACAAAGUGCAAUUACUAUUUUAGUUUUAGUUUCUUUUUUUUUACUCAUUAAAAACGAAAGAUAUCAGGUUUCGCGGUUUACACUAGCAAAGCAAAAAAAGCUUUGAAUUACCUGCAGGCCAAGGCAAAGACAUUCCCAGCUUUUAGUGCAAGAAAAACUACUUGGGAGAACAGACCAAUGAAACUUGAAAUUUCUAGAAUUUUUAAUGUAUGUCAACCAUGCACACUACAUUCAUGAUCAUGAUUUGUCAUCAAGAGCUGUAAUAUAUCUCUUAAUCUGUGAGGAAUGCAUGAGUAACUUCACAGCUGUUGGAAUUUUAUUUUAGUUUGAAAGGGGAAGAAACAAAACAAGAAGAUCCAGUUAAACGGUUUAAAAAAAACUUGAAAUUCCACAUAGAGCACAAACCUACUUGUCUUCCAGCUUUGCAUACAAACUACAUUUUGAAAGUAUGUAUGUUAUGGAAUUGUUAUGGGGAAUUAUGUUUUUGUUUAAAUUGUGUGUUGCCUUAAAUGUUGUGUGACUUAGAGAUCCGGCCACAAAGAUACACUACACUUUUACACAUUUUUGAAACAUCAAAUGUUUUGGUCAUGGUGCAUCUCUUUUGACCACUUCUCUUUUGGUGUUGUUUCAUCAUAUGUAGCACUGGUUUAGAUAAACUAAGAGCAUUUAUAUAUGAUAUGAGCUGAAUGCCUUUAUACAUUCUUUACUCAGCUCUAUUAACUUAGAGUGGAAUUUAUUGUAUGGCUCUUUUAAUGUUGGUGCAAGCCUCAUGAUGUACAUCUUAGUCUUUUUGCUAAGGUAGACUCUUAGGUAAGGUACUUAAGGUAGUUUUUUUGGUAUAAGGUAUUCCUUUCCCUACUAAUGUGACUGUUUUUGUCCUGUUGGAACAUGGGAUUAUUGGGAAAUUGGGUAUGAAAACUUUUGCUGCAUUUGCUUGACUCUAUAAUCAAACAACAUUCGUUUGCAUUAAAGACUAGCUCUGUAUUUGCUACGUGGGCCAUUCUACAUAAUUGGUUCAAAGUCAGAGUUGGAAACGUCUUGGGGUUUUCCACAAGUUUUGUAUGUAUGCAAAUUGAAUAAUAUCCAAGGUACACAUUUCUAGUAAUUGUGCAGUUAAUUCUCAUAUUGAUAUUUUCAGAAAGUUUUAGAUUAUUUGUCUCCUCCCCAAAUUGAACAUGAAGGAUUAUAUUAACCUAUUAAGAUUUUGCUUAGAUCUUCCUUGUAAAUAUAUUUUUUCCUAUUUUAUUAAAAUAUUUUUAGAGGUAAAUUAAUAACAAUUACAAUUUUAACAAUAUUUCAAGUGUGAUUUAUGAGAUUUGUUGGAUUCCGAAUCCAAUUUUUCUAAACGGCAAAAAGUUGAUCAUACUGAUUUCAAACUUAAGGAUUCAUUAGUCUGAAUAUAUACUGAACCAAACACUAUCAUAACAUUUUGGUUGAUAAUUCAGUAUAAAAAAAUUUUUUUGACAAAAUAUCCCCAGUCGUGACCGCACAUUUUUGAUAGUGACAGUAAUGUUUUGGUAGCGACCACAUCACAUUACAAAAUUUUAAUCUACAUACUAAAACACUAAUAAAACACAAAAAAUUGCAUAACUGUACUAAAAUUUUGUUUAUUUCCCCAAAAUAUGAGGAUUAAGUUUUCCCGUUUGUCACUACUGAAACAAUGAUGGCAUGUUUCGUUCAUGACUGUUACAGUAGAGACAAUUUUCUGUGAUAACACCCCGGAAAAAAAAAACGACGUCACUACAGAAACUUUACCUAAUGUUUCGGUCAAACGCUAAUUGGCACAUUGUUAGGUAGAACAGUUCUGAACAGUGGUACACAUAUGAAAACUAAAUGUUAUGGAAUAACUCCCAAAAAAGUGUGCUUAGCUUAUACCAAAAUGGUGUUCGGUAAUGACAUUCUUCAAAGUUACACACAGAUUUUUCAUACUUUUGAACACGUUUACCUCAAAAUGAUGGGGUCUGUCUACCCACCUUGUAUUUAUGAGAGAAAGGGACGCAUAAAAAUAUUUCCUGAUCAUAAAUGUAGAGGUGUAGUUAAAAUCAGUCUUCGCCAAUGUACUAAAAAAAAAUAUAUAUAUAUAUAUUUAACUUUUACUUUUUACAAAAUCAAAGAAAUUUUAAAAAUCAAUGGAAUUAAAUGCAAAAGUCAAUAUUUUCAAUAAGUUGAAAUUUAGGGGUUAGAUUCAGGAUAGCCACCUCCCAAUUGCAAGUACCCACUAAAUGAUGAUUUAUAUAUAUAUAUAUAUAUAUAUUUAUUAAGCCUACCAAUAUUCUAAAUGUUAUUGUGGGUUUCAAUAGAUAAUGAAAGGACCUUAGUAAACGUCUAAAAAGAUUUGAAUACUUGAAUGCUUUUUAAAUAUGUUUUUUGGUUGUGGGACAGCAGUUUCCACCAAUUCUGAUUCUGUAGAAUGGCCCAUAUAGCAAAUCCAGGUUUAUAGUACAGGUCUUCCCAAACAGUCAAACUGAGUUAAACUUUUUUUAAUCUCAGAGGGUGCUUCAAGUAAAUUGUAGACUGUAUGUAAUAAGAAUGCUUGGCAAAUAAAUCAGCAAUCUCAUCAAUAUACACUGAAAUAUAGAUUUUUGUUGUUGUUGUUGUUGUUGUUGUUUUGUGUUGCAAGAAUGUACUUCUAUUAAAAUAAAGACAUACACUGAUUAAUUGUA
Labeo rohita (rohu) is the source of this 3825-nucleotide messenger RNA. RefSeq names its product caspase-6. NCBI's taxonomy places the organism in Eukaryota, Metazoa, Chordata, Actinopteri, Cypriniformes, Cyprinidae. The record is from RefSeq and is a predicted model, not a curated record. Bases 115 to 1017 code for a protein of 300 amino acids. The transcript has 8 exons. Gene Ontology annotation, cellular component: cytoplasm. Gene Ontology annotation, biological process: proteolysis; apoptotic process.